GCGCAUUUACGCUCAGUGCUGAGACCAAAUCCGCGCUCGCGCAUGAAAUCCACUUACAGUCCAGUAGUAGAGAGGGCCUGGUUGGUUCUCUGCUCCCUCAGUCAAACAAUCCGCUCGGUUAAAGCCUCGGACAAACGUUCAACAGUACUGAGAGCGACGGAGGUCCCUCGGUGAAAUACUCUGACAGAGCAGGAGCGGUUUGGAGAGGAAGAAUGGAAGAUUCGAGCAGCACCGCAGUGGUCGCGGCCGAAGGCUCCGACAGCGAGGCUGCUGCUGCUGCUGCCGCCGCCGCCGCUGCUGCUGCUGCUGCGGCUGCCGAGGCCGAGGCCGGGGCUGCUGUCGCCGCUGAGGCUGCCGCCGCCGAGGUUGCUGCCGCCGCCGCCGCCGAGGCCGCCGAGGCUGCCGCCGCAGCUGAGUUGGCCGCCGCCGCCGAGGCUGCUGCUGUUGCCGAGGCUGCCGCCGCCGAGGCUGCCGCUGCCGCCGCCGCCGAGGCUGCUGCUGCCACUCUUGCGUAUGAUGUAGCGCCUGUAGCUGCGGGACCCAGGCCUGGGGCCGAGUCCGUGAAGGGCCAGAUUUUUGACGUGGCCCCCCGCUACACGAACCUGUCUUACAUCGGGGAGGGGGCUUACGGAAUGGUGUGCUCUGCCAUGGACAACAUGACAAAUCAGCGGGUUGCCAUCAAGAAAAUCAGCCCCUUUGAGCACCAGACGUACUGCCAGCGUACACUGAGGGAAAUCAAGAUCCUGCUGCGUUUCCGCCAUGAGAAUAUCAUCGGCAUCAACGACAUUAUCAGGGCACGGCACAUUGAACACAUGAGGGAUGUCUACAUCGUGCAGACUCUGAUGGAGACGGACCUGUACAAGCUGCUGAAGAGCCAGAGGCUGAGCAACGACCACGUCUGCUACUUUCUCUACCAGAUCCUGCGAGGUCUCAAGUACAUUCACUCAGCUAACGUGUUGCAUCGCGACCUCAAACCCUCCAACCUGCUCAUCAACACCACCUGUGACCUCAAGAUCUGUGACUUUGGCCUGGCACGGAUAGCCGACCCUGAGCACGACCACACAGGUUUCUUGACCGAGUAUGUGGCUACGCGUUGGUACAGGGCUCCAGAAAUCAUGCUCAACUCAAAGGGCUACUCUAAGUCCAUUGACAUCUGGUCAGUGGGCUGCAUCCUGGCUGAGAUGUUGUCCAACAAGCCUAUCUUUCCCGGGAAACACUACUUGGACCAGCUCAACCACAUACUGGGCAUUCUUGGCUCUCCAUCUCAAGAAGAUCUGAACUGCAUCAUCAACAUGAAGGCAAGGAACUACCUGCAGUCCCUGCCUGAAAAACCCAGGAUCCCCUGGGAAAAGCUCUUCUACAAGGCGGACUCGAAAGCUCUGGACCUGCUGGGCCGCAUGUUGACCUUUAACCCCUACAAGCGCAUCAGCGUUGAGGAUGCCCUGGCUCAUCCUUACUUGGAGCAGUACUACGAUCCAUCAGAUGAGCCGGUAGCAGAGGAGCCCUUCACUUUCACCAUGGAGCUGGAUGACCUUCCUAAGGAGAGACUGAAGGAACUGAUCUUUGAGGAAACGGCUCGUUUCCAGGACACUUACCAGGGCUCCUGAGACACACAGCGCUAUAGAGUGACAAAGCCAUGCAGAGGCUCGGAAUAAGAAGACUCCAAACGACAUGCUAAAACAAAAAAAAGAAAAAAGAAUCUUCAAGAAACCAACAAAAAGAGAAAAACGACAAAUAUGAACAUUUAACUGCUUAUCUUUCCAUUUCUACUGCAAGAGAGAGCUAAGUUUAACUUUGAUUUCUGUGGUUGGGUGGGGUGGUAGGGUCUCUACUCAUACUGUUUCAGUUCUGUCCAUGUUGGACUCUCCCUCCUCUCAUCUCACACCUGUUUUCCAGUCGAAAUGUCCCACCUCACCCUGUCCCAAUCGGCAGUUACUCGCUGUCCCUGUCCUCAUCCCUCUCCUCCGUUCAUCUCUCCUGCAUUUGUCGCUGAUCUGUCUGUCCUCUCUGUCGCUCCCUCUCAUAUAAACACAUACUACUGUAUUAACCAACACCAUAACUCUCUUGUCUUGCUCCAUGUAAAUUACAACCUGGAAAAAAUCGAGGGCUAAAAGAAUGGGGAUGCUCAUCGGGUGUGUGUAUGUAUAUACAAAAAUAUAAAAGCUUUUUUUUUUUUCAUUUUUCAGUGUGCUUGUCGCAGUUUUCGUUUGUAUACCGUUGUUUGAGUGUUUUCGGAUCAGUUCAGCGUCAUAUUUGUAUGUUUUGGGGUUUAUAUUUGCUAGUCAUUUUUGAACACUUGAUUUUGAGUCAAACAUUCAGUGUUUUUACUGGCAUGUUGGCAGGUUUAUAAAUUUCUCUGUCGUUCUUUUUUCUUUCUUUUUCUUUCUUUUUUUUAUGGAAAAAAAAACUGUGUAUGAUGUUCAUAUGAAUGCAUGCAUUCCUGAAAUUUACCAAAGUGGCAGAGAGAUGUGAGGAACUUGGCUGGGGAGCAAUUAAGGAAUAUUAGUUUUUAUUUUAACUAUGUUUCUUGACCUACAACUUGCAUCUAGGGCAGACAAACUCAACUGAACCUAACAGUUAUAAUCAGGAGGCGCUAUGUGUUCGUAACAAAUCAGAUCAACGCAAAGAGCGUGAAAUAGUUUCUACUAUUGCUUGUUCAUUCAGAUAUUACAGCUGUGAUGUCGAAGCCCCAUUUUCCAGAAUAUCCAUGGUGCUCUGUCAAAACAAUUGUCAAAACAGUUUUUUUUCCUUUCUGUAGUUCUCCGCAGCAGGAACUAAAUAAGCACCGUAUUGUAAGAAUCAAAGAUUUUGAACACCAACACUGGAAUGAUCAGAAACCUACUGCUGCUGGUAGUUCUGUAGUGACUUUUGUUUUUUUUUUUUGUUUUUUUAACAAAAUGCAGAAAUGCUACCAGAACACUGAUGUAAGACACUGGUAUAACAUUACUGUAUUGUCCACAUUUGGCCCUUUUCCCAUCAAAUAGCUGAUCCAGCGUCAGUAUUACAUUCCUAUAUUAACUUACAUUCCUAUAGCAGCUGACUGGAAAACCACUCGCGUCAUAACACCACUGAAGCCCCCUGUCGUUCCUCAGCUCCUCUCGAGUAUUAAUCUUCACUGUAUCCUCCAAUUCCAAAAACAUUUUAGGGAACACCGUCUAUUCUGGAAAAUGGGGGGAGUCUGGUUUGACAUCAGCCUUUUCUGUUGCUCAGUGCUGUUUUUUGGUCUGUGUUCUUGUCUGCUGCCGUUUGAUCCAGGACAACCAGAAGUGUGUGCGUGUGUGUGUGUGUGUGUGCGUGCAUGCAGGGACCUAACUGACAGUGAAGGCCCAAAUCUGAACAACUUGAUAUCCGUUAAUUCAUGUGGUCAUACUUGAAUGCACAAUUUUCAGCAAGCGUUACGUUCACUUCGCCCUGUAGACUUCUUUUUUUCACAACAGACGUUUUGACUUGUCAUAGCAGGAAAAACACUGGUGGAAAAAAAAGUUAACUAUUAGUCCACUGUCAUAGUGUCCCAGUAAAUCACACCAGUGACCCAUCACACACACACACACACACACACACACACGGUAGCAGGGCCUUGAAAUUCUGUCAUGUGAAUGGAAUGCCCCCACAUUAAUGCUAGUAGUAACACCUGUACCUUUCCUGCUGUGACACGCCAAAACGUCUGCUGUGGGGGGAAAAGUGUCGAAUGUAAUUGGCCUGAAUUUGUUUGUCACUGCAGUUUAACUUUCUUCAGUUGUGAGCUUUUACAAGAACGGCACCUUCUCUAGGAGUUCUGAGGAAACUGUGCACCUCACUGAUUAAUCAGGAAGAAAACAGCCAAGCCCAGGAAUUUCCCAGACGAGUUGUUGUACGGUUAAUUCCUGCUCAGUGCACAGCCAAGAAACCAGCAUCACUUCAUGGUAGUUCAUUGUAUAUCUCAGUUUGUCCCUCUCUGCCCAGUUUUCUUUUUUGCACUCCUGUUCCCUCCUACCUUUGCCUGUGUGUGUGUGUGUGUCUCUUCCCAUUUUCCACCUGUUAACAGACCAGAUGUGUAUUCUUUAAUGUGGGUGAUAUAGUGUUUCUCUUUUGUGUACUGUUACUUCUGUGUGUUCAUUGUUCUCGUCAGUUGUCAGGGGUCUGCUCCCGUCCUCUCUGUGACCGUACUAAUUGCUGCUUGGUGGAGCUCCACUCGUGGGUCCCACUCAGUCACCAGCUCAGUCUGCACUAAAUUUUGCUUGUUGCACUGGGACCAGUAAGAGACCCCCGCCCUCUAAUGCCAAGGCCUGUGAUGCUAAUAGACUGAGAUCUGGAGCGCUCACUGGCCCCGCCCUCUACCUGCAAAAUCACCAGUUUUGUUCGACAUCACAUAGUCCGUUCUCUCAGAAGCCAUAGCCAGCACUCUGGGAUUGGUGUGAGGCUUUUUGGUGCAUGUGGUGAUGUGUGUUGUUCUGUUCAAUCCCCCCAACUCACCACGCUUUACUCAAAGGGCUGCCUCCUCUUCCUCUCCUCCCCUUGUGUGUUUACGUACUCACCCUUUUCUGCUUAUCUACUGUGGGAUUGGAGAAGACCUUCUAAUCCAGGUCGCUGUCCUCCCCCUCAACCCCUGUCUCACCUGACUCAUAGAUCACGGACGGUUGUACAAGCAGGAAAACUUGCUUGGAUCACACGACUCAAUCAGCACGCCGGCACUUUUGUCUUUCCAGCCACACUCUGUCCCCUUCCAGGCUGUCGUUGUUUUGGUUGGUCUUUUUCCCUCCCUGUCUCUUUUCCAGCUCGUCCAACUUUAAGUUUCACCUGCUGCAUGUCUUAAGGCUCAUGGACUGUGUGCAGUAAUUUAUGUCUGUGUAAAAGUGUUUGUGUAUCUACUCAUCAGUAACAUAAAGCCAAGACUGUUUUUGUC
This is a messenger RNA of Toxotes jaculatrix (banded archerfish), 4882 nucleotides long. It is a transcript of the gene mapk3, whose product is annotated as mitogen-activated protein kinase 3. The transcript is spliced from 9 exons. Gene Ontology annotation, molecular function: MAP kinase activity; ATP binding. Gene Ontology annotation, cellular component: nucleus; cytoplasm. NCBI's taxonomy places the organism in Eukaryota, Metazoa, Chordata, Actinopteri, Toxotidae. The record is from RefSeq and is a predicted model, not a curated record. Gene Ontology annotation, biological process: intracellular signal transduction; protein phosphorylation. The coding region runs from base 213 to 1607 and encodes 464 amino acids.